UUGAUUAUUUUUUCCAGAGUUUUCAUCAUUUUUAAGAAAGAAUAUGCUGCACUACAGUGACAGAAAAGUGGGAAUUGUUGGGUGUCCUGUGCAUCAUGGACAGGCCAAACCCGGUACAGAGCAUGGUCCUAACGCUUUGAGAGAAGGGGGUCUGAUUAAGAAGCUGAAGGGGCUAGGACUGGACGUUCACGACUACGGUGACGUGGGGACGCCAAGUCAUGAGGAUGACCAUCACUUCGAUCUGCCCGUCAAGAAUCCCAAACACGUAGCCACGGCCUCCGAAAAUAUUGCUGCUGAUGUGUACAAUGUCAUCAAAUCAGAGAGGGUUUGCUUGGCUCUGGGUGGAGAUCACAGUAUGGCCAUUGGUUCGAUUUACGGACAUUCAUUGGCGCAACCGGAUCACGUGGUAGUAUGGGUUGAUGCGCACGCAGAUAUAAAUACACCACUGACGUCAUCCUCUGGAAACAUGCAUGGAAUGCCUUUGUCAUUUCUUGUGAAAGAACUGCAGCCAUACAUCAGCAAGCUUCCAGGAUUUGAUUUUAUCAAACCAUGUUUGUCUGCAAAGAACAUUGCCUACAUCGGUCUUCGUGAUGUUGACCCUGGAGAAAGAUAUAUCAUAGAGAAACUUGGGAUUCAUUCCUUCUCAAUGUCAGAAGUGGACAGACAUGGGAUCAAAGAGGUUGUGGAAAAAGCUAUGCAUUUUCUGGACCCUGAGGGAGUAAAACCUAUUCACCUGAGUUUCGACAUUGACGCUUUGGACCCGUCCCUUGCUCCCAGCACUGGUACCCCCGUUCCUGGGGGUCUAUCCAUCAGGGAGGGAAACUACAUUUGUGAGGAGCUUGCUGCCACAGGUCGACUGUCAUGCGUAGAUAUAGCUGAAGUGAAUCCAAGUCUUGGUAACGAUCGGGAAAACCAGAUCACUGUCAAUUCGGCGCUUCAAAUCAUUACGCACUGCUUUGGUGGGCGACGCCAGGGUGUUUACCCGAAAAAUUACCAAAUACCGAUCCCGAUGCACACAAAUGUUGUGGCACCGCCUCCUUCGUAAAGACAAUGCGGGGAAAUGAAGUUGAUGUUGGAAGGAACCAUAUUGCAUAAUAAUGAGCAAAUGAAAUGUUUGGGAGAUUCAUUUUUGUAAAUAAAUUUUAAUAUGCAUAUUUGAGAGAGAGAAAGAAAGUGAGAGAUUUUUUUUUUUACAUGUGUCACCAAAUCUAAACGUAGAUUUGUAAACGAAAAGAUAACAGAUUCGAUUUAGAAAUUAUAUACUAUUUAAAAUUAACAUUUUUAUUAACAUAUCAUAUAUGGAUUGCCAUAACCAUUUGUGAAAAAAGUUCAUAUAACAUUCGACAUAUAUUUUUAUUUUU
Molecule: messenger RNA, 1361 nt
Organism: Saccostrea echinata
Lineage: Eukaryota; Metazoa; Mollusca; Bivalvia; Ostreida; Ostreidae
Product: arginase, hepatic-like
Exons: 7
Coding region: 44-1045 (333 amino acids)
Cellular component (GO): nucleus; cytoplasm; cytosol
Molecular function (GO): arginase activity; manganese ion binding
Source: RefSeq, a predicted model, not a curated record